This is a messenger RNA of Equus quagga, 1912 nucleotides long. RefSeq names its product leukocyte immunoglobulin-like receptor subfamily B member 3. The record is from RefSeq and is a predicted model, not a curated record. NCBI's taxonomy places the organism in Eukaryota, Metazoa, Chordata, Mammalia, Perissodactyla, Equidae. The transcript has 12 exons. Bases 1 to 1848 code for a protein of 615 amino acids.
AUGGGAGGCAGGGCCAGGACACCUGUCCUCACUGCCCUUCUCUGCCUGGCGCUGUGUCCGGGCCUGUGGAACCAGGUACAGGCGGGAGCUGCCCCCAAACCCUCCAUCUGGGCUGACCCCGCCCCCAUGGUCACCAAGGGGAGCUCUGUGACCAUCUGGUGUCAGGGGUCUCUGCAGGCUGAAGUCUACCAUCUGUAUAAAGAGAGGGUCUCUAUACCCGUGGAGACAGAGACCCCACAGGACUCCAGCAACAAGACCAGUUUCUCCAUCGAAUCUAUGAGCUCACACACUGCAGAGCUGUAUCAGUGUGCGUACAACACCAGCAUGAACAGCUCAUCAGAGCGCAGUGACCCCCUGCCCCUGGUGGUGACAGGAGUGUACAACGCACCCUCCCUCUCAGCCCACCCAGGCCCUGUGGUGGCUUCAGGAGAGAAUGUGUCCCUCUUGUGCAGCUCAGAGAACACAUCUGUCACUUUCCAUCUGCUGAAGGAGGGAGGAGCUGACCCUCCCAGACACAUGGAAUCAAGGACCCAUCAUAGGAGGGGGCAGGCCCUCUUCCCUGUGGGCCCUGUGAACACCUCCCAUGGGGGGACCUACAGAUGCUAUGGUUCUCACAGCUCCUACCCCUAUGUGUGGUCACACCCCAGCAACCCUCUGCAUCUCGAAGUCACAGGUGUGUACAGGGAGCCCUCCCUCUCAGCCCAAUCUGGCUCACUGGUGCUCUCUGGAGACAACCUGACCCUCCAGUGUCGCUCAGAGGCCGGCUUUGACAGAUUUGCUCUUACCAGGGAUGAGGCGCUCACACCCCCCCAGCAUCUUCAUGGGCAGCACAGCGCCAACUUCCCCCUGGGCCAUGUGGACCACACUCACAGGGGCCAGUACAGAUGCUAUGGUAGACACAACCUCUCCUAUGCAUGGUCAGCCCCCAGCGCACCCCUGGACAUCCUGGUCGCAGGGAUGUAUGAGAAACCCUUUCUCUCAGCCCAGCUGGGGAGAGUGUCCUGGGGAGACAAUGUGACCCUGCAGUGUGGCUCUGAGAUCUGGUUCGAUACCUUCCAUCUGUCCAAGGAGGGGUCACCUGCUCCUCCCCAGCUCCUUCGUCUGCAGGACACGGCCGCCCCCUUUCAGGCCAACUUCACCAUCGGUCCUGUGACCUCAGACCAUGAGGGGACCUACAGGUGCUACGGCUCAAACUGCACCUCCCCCCACCUGUUGUCACUCCCCAGUGACCCCCUGGAGCUCCGGGUCUCAGGUCUCACAUGGUAUCUGAACGUUCUGAUUGGAGUCACGGUGGCCUUCGUCCUGCUCCUCUCCCUCCUCCUCCUCUUCCUCCUUACCCGACACCAGCGUCAGGACAAACGCAGGACACCAGCCCAGACACAGGCUGAUCUCCAAUUUCCUGCAGGGGCUGCAGACCCACAGCCCAAGCACAGAGGCCUGCAGAUCAGCUCCAGUCCAGCUGCUGACACCCAGGAACAGACCCUCUAUGCCGCCGUGAAGGACACACAGCCUGAGGAGGGCGUGGAGCUGGGCCAUCAGCAGAGCCUCCAUGAUGAAGACCCCCAAGGAGCGACAUACGCCCAGGUGAACCACUCAAGAGCAAGACUCAGGCAGGGAGUGGCCACCUCUCCUGCCCCACUGUCAGAGGAACUGUUGAACUCUAAGCACAGACAAGCAGAAGAGGACAGACAGAUGCACAGACAGGCUGCUGCAUCUGAAGACCCCCAGGACGUGACCUAUGCCCAGCUGAACCACUUGAUCCUCAGACGGGAGAUGACACCCCCUUCCUCCCAGUCAGAGGAGCCCCCAGCAGAGCCCAGCGUGUACGCUGCUCUGGCCAUCCAUUAGCCCAGGAAGGACCCGGACCCCAUCCUCCAGCGAGGGAGACUGCAGGGACCCCAGAAGGCACAGA